CAGGAAAGAGGGUUCAAUACGGCGCUAUCAGCGGCGGCCCUAUAAACCAACAACAACAACAAAACGACGAAAUGUUGAUUCUGAGGACGAACUGGGGCUCAGACCUGACUGUUUAAGCUGACAGCGCUUACUGUCAAGCUUAAUAAGCUUACUCAGCACACAUCACUAAGGCAUCCUAAGCUACAAAUCCCCCCAAAAUAGGGUCGAAGUUGCCAGUAGUGUCGUCGGGGUCACUGUCCCCCUAGGACUGGUCCCAGACCAGACUAAGCUUACAUUGCUUAUUAUCAAGCUUAAUAAACUUUCUCGAAGUCACAGCUUUUCUGGGGAGCCACUGGCCCCCUAAGGACUGGUCCUAGGACUCCCAGGACCCCCCUAGGACUGGUCCCAGACCUGACCUCCGAAGAUGAACAUCUUACCCAAGAAGAGGUGGCAUGUGCGCACGAAGGACAACAUCGCCCGUGUGCGCCGCGAUGAAGCUCAGGCUGAGGAAGAGCUCAAGCAGAAAGUUCUGAGAGCCAAGCUUGCUGAGCAGGAAGCACGUACAUCAUACCUACGAACAGCAGCACGACUGAGAUACGAUGGUGGUUACACACAACCGCAGAUCACCUCAACCAAGUCAACCCCAGAGGCCAACAUCUACACCUCCGAGGGUAACAUCAAUCUCUUCCGAGACCUGGAAGAGGGGAAACGACCCAGCGGAGCCAAUCCAGAACACGAGGCUGAGAAAAAGGCCGAACAAGAGAAGUACGAGAAGAGUAUAGGGUACCUGACCUAUCUGGGCCAGGAUUCGGUCGAAGCUAAGGGUGGAAAGGCCUGGUAUGAGGUGGCUGGUGGAAGAAUCACCCGGCGGGGCCAAGGCGAGUCGUCUGAUGACUUAGACGAAGUCGGACUCAAGACUAAGAGUAGGAUGGACCCAAUUAAUGACAUCAUUAAGUAUGCUGGACUCAGACCGGCCAAGAAAACUCAAUUAACAUCAAUAUCGGCUGCCGAUACUACGUGCAACGCAAAUUUAGGUCUAAAAUCACAGAAAACUCAAUUAGCACAGGUAUUGGCUACUGAUGGUCAGUACAACACAAAUCCUCCCACUGAUUACGUAAACAGGGCGAAUAAAUCUGAAAAUCAGAGGAAGCGACACAAGAAGAAACACAGAAAGGAAGCUAGGAAAAGUAAGAAACACAGGAAAAGGAAAAGAAAGGAAAGCAGGAAGAGGAAACACAGUGAAGACGAUAAAAUAACAAAGAAUAAAGACAGGAUGGAGAGAGGCAUUAAACGAGGGAGAGAGAGAAGCAGUGAUAAACGAGAGAGAGAUAGUAGCAGUGAUAAUGAUUCGUGGGAAACAAAGAGACGAAAGACUCACAUGAACAUCAGAGAUAAAGAUACGCAUAAGAGAGGAAGAUUGGAUGGUAGUAAAAGCAAGACAAGUAGUAAUAGUAGCAGUAGUAGCACAGAUAGUCCCAUGCACAGCACUGACGAUGAAGAACUGAGAGAGAAACAGCAGAAACUGGAAGUUCUCAGAGGAGAACGACUGAGAAGAGAGGCUGAGGAGAGAGACAGAGCUGAGAAACUACUAGCAGGUACUAAGCUCACUACUGCUACUACUAGUGAGCUGACUGUCAACCCUAGACCGCUGUUCCAGCAGAAAUAUUCGUCACAGUUCAACCCGCACAUAGCAAGACAGAACCAAGAACCAAGAACACUAGAACCUGGGGUUAAAUAUUGGCUUUAUUGAUAUACACAUAUACUCUAUGUAUAGCCAGGCCUAAAUUGUAUGUAUAUACAUAUACUUUGUGUAUAGCCAGGCCUAAAUUGUAUGUAUAUAUA
Messenger RNA from Cherax quadricarinatus, 1821 nucleotides. Its product is annotated as pre-mRNA-splicing factor CWC22 homolog. NCBI's taxonomy places the organism in Eukaryota, Metazoa, Arthropoda, Malacostraca, Decapoda, Parastacidae. The record is from RefSeq and is a predicted model, not a curated record.